This is a messenger RNA of Symbiodinium sp. CCMP2456, 1503 nucleotides long. The record is from the annotation of a GenBank genome assembly. Lineage: Eukaryota; Dinophyceae; Suessiales; Symbiodiniaceae.
GAGUUCGCCUUUUUUCCGUUUAGUUUAGCGUUAGCCAUGCUGCAGAUUCGGACAGCGUCGGGUGAAGGACUCCUUUCCCUGAACUUGGCGAGCUUUCUCGAGAUGCUCCCUUCCGGCAUGCAUCCGGUCCGGGCAUUGAAACAGCACUUGCAAGGAAUGUGUGGGCUGUCAAGGUUCCGGCAAAGGUUGGUUUUCCUGCACGAUGGGGGUGGUGAUGAUGACGCUGUGUUUCUAGAUGAAGAUCAAAGCUUGAGAUCCGGCGAAGUUCAGGUCGUGCUUCUAAACUUCUGCCCAACAUCAGACACGCAAGUGGCAGCACUUCGGGAUGCCGCAACACAUGGCCUGACAUCAGAGGUGGAGAAUAUUCUGCAAAGGCCACAAGACCCUGAUUUAACAUGUUUCGGCCAUCCGCCCCCACUGCUUGAGGCAGCCGAGUGUGGCCACCUCGAGGUCAUACGCCUUCUGCUUGAGGCGAAGGCAGACCAGGACAAGGCCUUCGACGAUGAUGACGGCAACACGGCAUUGCAAGUUGCAGCACAAAGUGGGCAGCUGGAGGUUGUACGUCUUUUGUUGGAUUCCAAUGCAGACAUGGACAAAGCCAUGCAUGAUGGCUCCACCCCGUUGUUCGCUGCAGCUCAUGACGGGCAACUGGAUGUUGUAGGCCUUUUGCUGGAAGCCAAAGCGGACAAAGACAAGGCCAUGCAUGAUGGCUCCACCCCGCUAUUCAUUGCAGCUCAGGAAGGGCAUUUGGAGGUUGUGCGCCUUCUGCUGGAGGCCAAUGCAGACAAGGACAAGGCCAUUAAUGAUGGCGCCACCCCGUUCUUCAUUGCCGCCCAGGAAGGGCACUUGGAGGUUGCGAGUCUGUUGCUGGAGGCCAAUGCAGUUACAGACAAGGUUUUGCAUGAUGGCACCACCCCGUUGUUCAUUGCCGCCCAGGAAGGGCAUUUGGAGGUUGCACGCCUUUUGCUGAAGGCCAAGGCAGACAUGGAUCAAGCUGUGCAGGAUGGCGCCACACCUUUGUACAUUGCAGCUGAGACCGGGAACUUAAAGGUUGCACACCUUUUGCUGGAGGCCGAUGCAGACAAGGACAAGGCCACCCAGGAUGGCGCCACCCCGUUGUUCAUUGCAGCUCAGACUGGGCAGUUGGACGUGGCACGCCUUUUGCUGGAGGCCAAUGCGGACAUGGAAAAGGCUAUUAUUUAUGAUGGCACCACCCCGUUGUUCAUUGCAGCUCAGAGAGGGCGGUUGGAAGUUGCAAGCCUCUUGCUGAAGGCCAAUGCAGAUAAGGACAAGGUUAUGCAUGAUGGCGCCACCCCUUUGUUCAUUGCGGCUCAGAGCGGACAGUUGGAAGUUGCGCGCCUCUUGCUAGAGGCCAAUGCGGACAUGAACAAGGCCACGCACGAUGGCUCCACCCCGCUGCUCGUUGCCACUGAGAGAGGACACCUGGAGCUUGCACGACUUUUGCAGGAGUCGAACGCACAAAAAAGAAGAAGGUAUCGAUGA